Messenger RNA from Lactuca sativa (garden lettuce), 1279 nucleotides. Its product is annotated as GDSL esterase/lipase At5g45670. The record is from RefSeq and is a predicted model, not a curated record. Gene Ontology annotation, molecular function: hydrolase activity, acting on ester bonds. NCBI's taxonomy places the organism in Eukaryota, Viridiplantae, Streptophyta, Magnoliopsida, Asterales, Asteraceae.
GAAGGGUAGGUGAUAAUGUAGUGUAAACAUAGAACCAUCCUUUUGAGCAUCAUUGUACCACUUUACCUCCAAUGCCGACACUCACCCUCUUUGUGUUCUUGGUGUUGACAGCAACAUUAUUACUCACCAAUGGCGACCCUCCGCCUCAGGUCCCUUGUUACUUCAUAUUUGGCGAUUCCUUAAUGGACAACGGCAACAACAACCACCAUCGUACUCAAGCAAAAGUUAACUUUCCACCAUAUGGCAUUGACUUCCCCGACGGCCCUACCGGCCGGUUCUCCAAUGGCCGGAAUAUCGCCGAUGUCAUUGCUCAAUUACUUGGGUUCAAGAGUUUCAUUCCGCCUUUUGCGACUGCAAAAGUUGAAGAAAUCGUAAAUGGCGUAAACUAUGCAUCUGGGGGAGCUGGAAUUCGAGAUGAAACGGGACAACAUAUGGGUUAUCGAAUAAGCUUAAACAACCAGAUAAUCAACCAUCGAAUAACGAUUUCACAACUCUCCACCUUGAAUGGAAAAGGAAGUGUUUAUGUGACAAGAAAAUACUUAAAUCGGUGCAUAUAUACUAUCGGGAUGGGGAACAACGAUUACAUUAGCAACUACUUUGUUCCCAAUUACUAUGAGACGAGUUCUGAAUAUACGCCUGAGGAAUAUGCAGAAGUCCUUGUUGAACAGUAUUCCCGACAACUGCAGGAAUUGUACGAAUCUGGAGCUAGAAAGUUUGGAAUUUUUGCAGCAGGCUAUUCGGGCUGUUGCCCAGGAAUCAUGUCCGAUUAUAGCUUGAACUCUUGCGUCGACUUAGUUAAUGAUGCGGUCAAAUUAUUCAACACCCUACUUAAUACUACUCUAAAUGAUCUAAACAAUAGAUUCCUUGACGCAAAGUUCAUCUUGAUUGACGCCCGUUUAGAAUAUCCUAAUGAUUUAAAUGUUACUGAUAAACCAUGUUGUGAAAUUGCGGUGAGCACCACUGGAAAGGGGAGUUGUGUUCCGAAUCAAGUUCCAUGUAGCAACAGGGAAAACUAUAUAUUUUGGGACGGUUUUCAUCCCACAGAGAGGGUGAACGUUAUAGAUGGAACAAAGGCAUAUGAAACACUCUCUCCUUUAUACAAUUCAACAGCUAUAUUACCUUUAACACACAAAGAAGUUGGAUAUGUAGUCAGUGAUGCAUGAUUUUAAUGUUGGUUUUCGUCUUACCACCAAAUCUAUUUUGAAUGGUUUUUUAUGUGUAAUAUAGUUUUAUUGAUUUGAAUAUAUGAAUAAAAAGCAAGAGAAAUUUAAUGUUUUAA